AUGAAUUUAGCACAGAUAAGUAAUAGCGUAAUAGUUAUUCUGACAAUAGCUGUUCUUAAUAGUGAAGAACAAAACAAUUUCAACAUGUCGAAUUACAUACAUUUUCCUUAUUACGUAAUACCAGUGCACUACUGCAUACAGCUCGACUACAUAAACCCAAAUUAUGAACCCACUGAUAAACUUGAUAACAUUUGGAAAGAGAUGGAAGCCAAUCUUAUUUGUAAUGAAACUUUGGAUAUAGUUAUGGGCAAAAUGGAAAUCGCACGUUUAAUAGCACCUAAAAUAGCAUAUCAAUGGUUUAGUAACCUCCUCAGUUCAGAUUGGUGGUCUUAUUUUUGGUUACACGACGCUCUUGCUGCUAUGUUGGGAGAAGAAGCUGUUGCUAAGAGCUUCAAUAAUUCUGAAAUUUUGGAUUUCUUCAUAAUUCAGAAUCAAUACGAAUCUCUUCAUCUGGAUUCUCAUUUUAAUAUGAAUCCUGUGGAUAUCACUAGCUUAUCGGACAUUAAUUCAAUUUUCAGGUUUCCUCGUUAUAUGAAAGCAAUAAUUGUUUUACGGAUGUUCCAAAGUGCUAUUACCGAUGAAGUGUUUCGAAAUAAUGUCCAUGUAUAUGUAAGCAGACAGACGUUCAGUUCAAUAAUAUCUUAUAAUUUUUGGUCCAUGAAAGACGAAUUAGAUGAACCAUAUAACUGUAAUUUACCAUCGAAUGAGUUCUUAACUUGGAUCCAGUACAAACAUUAUCCUGUUGUAAUGUGGGAACAAUACAAGCAUCGAGAAAUUACAAAAACAAUAUCGCAAAGUUAUAACAAAACUUAUUACGGGGAGUGGCUGAUACCCAUAACUUUAAGGGAAUUAACAUUACUUUUUGACGAUUUGAAGACAUGUUUAAAACCAAAUGUAAAUUCUAUCGUGUAUCCCACAACUGUUCCUUUAAAUGAACUUUGGAUGGUGAACUUUCAGCAAGCUGGUAAAUAUUUGGAAAAACCUCUGAAAACACUAGGAUAUGAAGAACAUUUGGUGGAAAAUGACUUUGUUAAAUGUUUAAGACAAGAAAUUGUGAAAUGGGCAUGUAUUUUCCAAUUCGAUGAGUGCGAACAAUCAGCUUUUCGUAAAUUAAUGCAACAUCUCGGAAAUCCUGAAAUAAAUCCUCUUUUACCAUGGUGGAAGCACUGGACAUAUUGCAAUGGUUUUGCAGUAGCUUAUUCGUAUACGUGGUCACACAUAAGAGAUACAUGGUUAAAAGAACGUAAUCAUACGUUGCUACCCUUCUUGACUUGUUUUAGGAAUGCUACUGCAAAUACUACUUCUUCAUUAUUAUCGGAGCGUUUCCAAGAGGAAGGGCAACAAGACAUUACAAAUAUUCGUUCGUACAUAGACAUUUUUCAUUCAGUUAUUAUAAAAUAUUCUAACACACAUGACAUACUCGAGAUGAUACUUAGAAAGCUCGAGAUUAUGAAACCUGAACAAAUCAACUUGUUAACAGCGCUGGUUGGUAUCAUUAACCAUGUAUAUUCUUCCAAAUAUCUUAUGAAGAUUCAAGAUGAUUAUUUAAAUUUACUUCUCUUUAGAGGUUACAUAAAUAGAUCACAACUUUCGAUAAUUGAACCUUUAUCAAAUAUGCCGACAAAGUUCAUGACCUAUGAUAGUUGUACAGAUUCAUUACGCACAUACUUCCAUAAUACGCCUCCAAUGACCACUUUGCAAAUUGGACUAGUCAUGACUGAGUAUCAAUCCAUUAGAGUUAAUAAAAACAUUACUUUGUGGUGCGAUUGUGAUUCAGAAGAACGUCGUCAGAAAUUUGAGUUUGCACGGAGAAUCAUGAACAAUAUUACAUUGCAGUUAAAAUCUGAAUUUGGUGGGAUAAAUAUUCCAAAAAUGGAUCACAUUGCGAUUCCAAAUUUUCCACAAGACGGCAUAUCGAAAUGGGGGCUCAUAUUUCAUUCGUAA
Trachymyrmex cornetzi is the source of this 1944-nucleotide messenger RNA. RefSeq lists its product as uncharacterized. Gene Ontology annotation, cellular component: membrane; cytoplasm. Lineage: Eukaryota; Metazoa; Arthropoda; Insecta; Hymenoptera; Formicidae. The record is from RefSeq and is a predicted model, not a curated record. The transcript is spliced from 10 exons. Gene Ontology annotation, biological process: peptide catabolic process; proteolysis. Gene Ontology annotation, molecular function: peptide binding; metalloaminopeptidase activity; zinc ion binding. The coding region runs from base 1 to 1944 and encodes 647 amino acids.